Molecule: messenger RNA, 1435 nt
Organism: Peromyscus californicus insignis
Lineage: Eukaryota; Metazoa; Chordata; Mammalia; Rodentia; Cricetidae
Gene: Lyplal1
Product: lysophospholipase like 1
Exons: 5
Coding region: 41-760 (239 amino acids)
Biological process (GO): protein depalmitoylation
Cellular component (GO): cytoplasm
Molecular function (GO): palmitoyl-(protein) hydrolase activity; carboxylic ester hydrolase activity
Source: RefSeq, a predicted model, not a curated record
UCGAGGGGCGUGGCCGCGCGACUUGGCUCUUGGUUCCGCCAUGGCUGUCGCACCCGGUGCGGUUCACCUGCAGCGUUGUGUGGUGUCGCCGGCCGGGAGACACACUGCUUCGCUGAUUUUCCUGCACGGCUCAGGUCAUUCUGGCCAAGGACAGAGAGAGUGGAUCAGCAAUGUGCUAAACCAGGACUUAACAUUCCAGCACAUAAAGAUUAUUUACCCAACGGCCCCCUCCAGGCCAUAUACUCCUAUGAAGGGAGAGCUCUCCAAUGUGUGGUUUGACAGAUUUAAAAUAUCUAAUGACAGCCCGGAACACCUUGAGUCAAUUGAUAGAAUGUGUCAAGUGCUCACUGAAUUGAUUGAUGAUGAAGUAAAAAAUGGCAUCCAGAAGAGCAGGAUAUUAGUAGGGGGAUUUUCUAUGGGAGGCUGCAUGGCGAUACAUCUUGCAUAUAGAAAUCACCGAGAUGUGGCAGGAGUAUUUGCUCUUUCUAGUUUUCUGAAUAAAGAGUCUUCUGUUUACAAGGAUCUCCAGCACAGUGGCGGCACGUUCCCUGAGCUUUUCCAGUGUCACGGCAUUGCAGACGAGCUGGUUCUUCACUCUUGGGGCCAGGAGACAAACUCAAACCUGAAGUCUCUAGGAGUGAACACAGUGUUUCACAGUUUCCCAAAUCUCUACCAUGAGCUGAACAGAACUGAGCUGGAGAGGCUGAAGUCGUGGAUUCUUACAAAGCUCCCAGGAGAGGUCGACAGCCAGAAUAAAUGAAUCCUCACCGGCAUAUUGAUUAUUAUCUUACAUUUAAGAAAUUUUUUCCUUAUUUGAUCCUCACAAAAAUUAUCAUGGUGACACAGCCAACACUCCCAUAAUACAUGAAUGAAGUUUAUGAUAAUCUGUUUUCAUUCAACAAAAUUGUCUUGAGAAUCAUCAUGUUGUAAAUGCCACCUGUUUAUUUUGUGGCUGCAUAGAUGUCAUUUUAUGGACACAGUGCAAUUUGCUGGUCCAGUCACCACAGGUUUGGGUCACUUCCUGUGUGGGGCUGUCAUAAAUAGGGCUAUUGUGAGGUGUAAGCAUCCACCCUCACAACAGAGAGGCUGGGUGAUGUCCUGCAUCAUUACCUGAACCAUCUAGCUGUUUGUCAAUGUAGUUUUACCGUUUUCCACUCCAGGCAGUGUGGUAGCCCCUGAUGCCCAGUUCUCUACCAUGCUUUCAUUUUGACCAUUCUAGUGGCUGCAUAGUGUUUGAUUUCCAUAGUGUUUCAUUUCCGUUAUGCAGGUUUGAUUUCCAUUUUCUUGGUGCCUAUAAUGUGAUACCUAGUCCUACCCUGGGGGUUCCCCACAUUUGUGAAGAAUCAGUUUACCCUCCCCAAUGUGUUUCCAGAUUGUCUUUGUGAAAAGUGGUUCACUGUCAAAUUAUAAUGACAAAUAAAAUGUGAAUAAAUAA